AAGGGGUGGGAGGAGGAGUAUGGAGGGGGGCGGAGGGGAUCCGGUUUAAUUCGCGGUCCUGGGGGUGUGGGAGCGGGAGGAGGCUCCGCUGGUCCCUCCUCCCUCCUGGAGUCUUGGGCUCCACCUCCUCCGCAUGCCCCCAGAUAUACACACACUCAGUCGCCGCUGGACAUGCACACCCAGCGCCAGCUCCGGGCGCGUGCACACGCAGGUAGCCACACUUACCUGAGCCCGUGCACGGGGCUCGUGCCGCCUCGGGAGCGGCGGAGUGGCGGCCUGGGCCAGGAAGGGGCCCACAGUGCUACGGGAGUGGGGGAAGCGGGAGCAGCCCCAGCGCGGACCUGCGAAUAGAGGUGAUGGCGCGUUUUCCUUAAAUCCCCUCCUCCAGCACCUCCGCCCAGCGCCUGCUCGGCUCUGGCAGGAGAAGCCGGGAGAGAGGGGCCCUGGGCGCGGCGCACAGGCGGGCGCACGCUCCGAGGCGAGCGCGCGGAGAGGGGCGCGGCGGCGCCGGCGCAGGAAACUUGGGAGAAGUUAGUUGCAAGUGCCGGGCGGCGGCCGAGAGGAGCCAGGAGCGGACGCAGCCGGAGCCCGGCCCGCAGCGCCGAGGCAGCGCCGCGCUCCACGCCCGGCGCGCUCCGGGAGCCUGAGCCAGCCGGUGCCCCUGGAGGAGCUCAGAGCGAGCUGAGCCGGCAUGGCCCGGGGGACUACGGGAAAACGCGGCAGCUCGGCGAGCCGGGAGGAUUUCCCCUGAGGCCCGGCGACCCCAGGCUUGCUCAAGCCUACAGCUUCCUUCCCGGACCUGCAGCCGGAGGGGAAGACCCGCGAAGCAGGUGCUGGGGAGGCAGGCAGCUCUCCCUCCAAACCCCCCAGCCGCUUGGGGGGGGGGGGAGGGGUUCCCACCAGCGAGCCCUGCCCAGAGUCUGGAAGACCGGCUGGUGCUGCUGUAUUUGUAUUUAUACCCAUUGCUCUGCGUUCCCUUGCUGUUCCCGGACCUCCUCCGCCCCCCCCCCUCCUCUUCCUCCUCCCGGGCCACCUCCCCUCCUCCCCCACCCUCAUCUGCUACUGUCAAAUGAGAAAGUCACCGAGGAGAACCCAAACACUCCAGCCGCCGAGAGCCCCCUUUGGCACUUGGCAGCACGCGGCGGCGGACUCCUCGGCUCAACUUGGUGGGGUCUUCGCGACGCAACUUUCCGAGCUGCUGUGCAUUUAAGAGAGAAAAGACCGAGGAGGAGGAGAGUUCUGCGGGGCAGCGACUACCUGCGGGGAGUUCGCGAGCAAACGCAGCCAGGGAGAAAGGACAAAAAGAAAGCAAAGGGCAAACUGCCACCGUGGGGUGGGGGCACCGCCGAGAAGUUACUGUGCCCCCGCGAGGAUUUUCCGCAGCUCGGCCGAAGAGACCAGGGCGGCCCGGGGCGCGGCGCGGCCCUGGGCUCGGCCCCUAGCCCCCUCUUCCCGGGCGGGAGCGACGCCGGGGCGCGAAGUGGGGUGCAGCGAGCGCGGGCAGGCCGAACGGGUCCCCGUGGACAGCCAACAUUGAUUUCCUCCGGGCGGAGGGCGACGGCCCGGGCGGCGGCGGCGGGCUGCAGCCGCGGCACGGCGAGAGCAUGUCCAAGCCGGUGGACCACGUCAAGCGGCCCAUGAACGCCUUCAUGGUGUGGUCGCGGGCUCAGCGGCGCAAGAUGGCCCAGGAAAACCCCAAGAUGCACAACUCGGAGAUCAGCAAGCGGCUGGGCGCCGAGUGGAAGCUGCUCACCGAGUCGGAGAAGCGGCCGUUCAUCGACGAGGCGAAGCGCCUGCGCGCCAUGCACAUGAAGGAGCACCCUGACUACAAGUACCGGCCGAGGCGCAAGCCCAAGACGCUGCUCAAGAAGGACAAGUUCGCCUUCCCGGUGCCCUACGGCCUGGGCGGCGUGGCCGACGCCGAGCACCCGGCGCUCAAGGCGGGCGCCGGGCUGCACGCGGGCGCGGGCGGCGGCCUGGUGCCUGAAUCGCUGCUCGCCAAUCCCGAGAAGGCGGCCGCCGCCGCUGCAGCCGCCGCCGCGCGCGUCUUUUUCCCGCAGUCGGCCGCCGCUGCCGCCGCCGCCGCCGCCGCCGCCGCCGCCGGCAGCCCCUACUCGCUACUCGACUUGGGCUCCAAGAUGGCAGAGAUCUCGUCGUCGUCGUCCGGCCUCCCGUACGCGUCGUCGCUGGGCUACCCGACCGCGGGCGCCGGCGCCUUCCAUGGCGCGGCGGCGGCGGCUGCAGCGGCGGCCGCGGCCGCCGGGGGGCACACGCACUCGCACCCCAGCCCGGGCAACCCGGGCUACAUGAUCCCGUGCAACUGCAGCGCGUGGCCCAGCCCCGGGCUGCAGCCGCCGCUCGCCUACAUCCUGCUGCCGGGCAUGGGCAAGCCUCAGCUGGACCCCUACCCCGCGGCCUACGCCGCCGCGCUAUGACCCCCGCGGGGCCGCCUCGCGAGGACCGAUGUGCACACGUGUACAUAUGUAUAGGUACGAGCUCUGCGGCCUCCCCGUGCGCCCUCCCGCGACGGGGGCCCCGGUUUGUAUGUACAUAAGAUGUAUAGGUGCAGGCAGAGGCAGAGAUGCCAGUCGGGGCGCGAGUGGCAGAGCGCGGGAGUGCUCGGGCGAGUGUGCGUGUGGAUUCACAGGAUCAUUUCAGACCCGCACUUCGGCAGCCAACUCUAAGGAGGGCGGUUGUAUCCGACAGCAGUUGAUGUUUGCUUUGCACUUCGGAACCUGUUGCGUUUUGGCCCACAGAGGUGGAGGAGUAACUGUUUUUGACAAGUGGGGCUUUCCAGUUUUGUUUGUUGGAAGUUUAUUGUCGGUUUUGUUUUUGUUUCUCAUCUUUUUUUUUUUUUUUUUUUCCUCCUGGUCUGUGUCGCAUGCACUCUGUUCAAGUGUUAGGUCUGAAAUGGCUAGCACGAGGGAAAAGCUGAUGUGUCAUGAGUUUCUCGGAGCGAGAUGACUCUGAGCAGCCUUGCUCCCUAUUUGUACUAUUUGACUUCGCGAAUCUCUGUUCUCUCAAGCAGAACCCCCAGACGGGAUCCAUUCUUGACCAGUGACCGGCUCGAAUAUGGCCUUUUGUAUGUGAGAUGAUCACGCUUUCUUUUGUUUAUCACGUCAUAUGCAAAUGAGAGCGAGAGCUCUUAAAAGCAAGGAAUGCAAACAAGAAAUGUGUAUGAGAUGAAAAGUUGUCAGUUGGAUUUUAGCCCUUAAAAAAAAAAAAAAAAAGACUGCUAGGUUUCCCUGAAUCCACUUGCUUGGAUUUCUGACACAGUUUACAGAAAGAUAAAAGGCACUGUUCCUAUUAUCCCCUUAUGGCUGAGUUCACCUUAGGAUUGUAAAUGUGUAUAUGUCCGUGAAAACACUGAGUCUGAAAAUGUGUUGUUGGCGUUGCCCUAAAUUUGAGUCGGUUUUAGACUCUAAAGCAUUUUGAGCAAAUGUCAAAGUUAACUUUUAAAAAUUGCGGGACUAUUUCUAGAAUCGCAAUUUUAUCUUAAGAAUAAAUCAGACUUUUUUUGUCUGAGUGGUAAUUAUAUAUUUAUUAUUUAGCAAAACUGAAAAAAGAAAAAGACACCAGAAUUGUUUUGACAGAUGUCUCUCAUUUUCAGCUAGCAUUUCUUCACCAACUUGAACCGCUUAAAUGUGUUUUGGAGUUUCCUCCCUAAUUAGCUUAUUUUUUAGAUUACCUGCAAUUCAUUUGCAAAUUAUGAUAAAACACAUUUUAGAGAAAAGAACCUCAAUUAUAGCUUUUUGUUCCUUUUUUAAAUGUAUAUAUUUUGACUAAUGUUUGUGAAUGAAGUUGGCUAACAUGUAUUUAGUUUCAUUUUGACUUUAUGUAAUAUAAAGUUUUAAAAAGUUUAAGUAUUGGUUUUAACCUUUAUGUGUAAAUGGUUUUCUUGUGUGAUCUUCUAAUUUAAUAUUAGACGUCUAAACUAUAUCUGUAAAUUAGAAUCCGACUAUCACUCUGUUCAUUUUUUUUGAACAAAGAGUUUAAAUAAAGCCUGAACCAGGGAAAAGAGAAAAUCCUCUA
Molecule: messenger RNA, 4032 nt
Organism: Leopardus geoffroyi (Geoffroy's cat)
Lineage: Eukaryota; Metazoa; Chordata; Mammalia; Carnivora; Felidae
Gene: SOX21
Product: SRY-box transcription factor 21
Exons: 1
Coding region: 1605-2435 (276 amino acids)
Biological process (GO): regulation of DNA-templated transcription; cell differentiation; anatomical structure morphogenesis
Molecular function (GO): RNA polymerase II cis-regulatory region sequence-specific DNA binding; DNA-binding transcription factor activity, RNA polymerase II-specific
Source: RefSeq, a predicted model, not a curated record